Molecule: messenger RNA, 2777 nt
Organism: Pteropus alecto (black flying fox)
Lineage: Eukaryota; Metazoa; Chordata; Mammalia; Chiroptera; Pteropodidae
Gene: NXN
Product: nucleoredoxin
Exons: 8
Coding region: 231-1313 (360 amino acids)
Molecular function (GO): thioredoxin-disulfide reductase (NADPH) activity
Source: RefSeq, a predicted model, not a curated record
GAACUAUAGAUGCCCACUAGAGUAAUCUAUGCUGACCCCAUGAGCAUGGCCAGCAAGGGGUCAUCCAGCCUCUGUUGGAGUAUUUCUAAUGACUACAACGUACCAUCUCCUGAGAAGGCCUUUCUGACAUCAGUCAUCCUUUCCCAGGGGCUUGACCAGCCUUCAAAGAACCAGAGACAACUCUUCUCUCUCCCAAAUGAGAUUUCCUUGGUCUUUUGACCAUUUCUCAUAUGGUAUUGGUUCAAGUUUCCUCACCCUCCUGGCCAUCCAUACCUGAGCCUUCUUUAGCUUUGUCUGGGACCUCUCAAAGAGUAGUCCUGAAACUUGAACACAGACUCCAGUGUCAUCUGCCUCAAGCACAGAGGCUUAAACUUUGGAACAAAUAUCGAAUUUCCAACAUUCCAUCACUAAUAUUCCUAGACGCCACCACUGGGAAGGUCGUGUGUAGGAAUGGGCUGCUGGUGAUCCGUGAUGACCCAGAAGGUUUGGAAUUCCCUUGGGGACCUAAACCCUUCAGGGAAGUCAUUGCAGGGCCCUUACUUAGAAAUAAUGGGCAGUCUCUGGAGAGCAGCAGCCUGGAGGGGUCUCACGUGGGAGUCUAUUUCUCCGCACACUGGUGUCCACCUUGCCGAAGCCUCACCCGGGUCCUGGUGGAAUCCUACCGGAAGAUCAAGGAGGCAGGCCAGAAAUUUGAGAUUAUCUUUGUUAGUGCAGACAGGUCAGAGGACUCAUUCAAACAGUACUUCAGUGAGAUGCCCUGGCUCGCUGUCCCCUACACCGACGAGGCCCGGCGGUCACGUCUCAACCGCCUGUAUGGCAUCCAAGGCAUCCCCACCCUCAUUGUGCUGGACCCGCAGGGGGAGGUGAUCACACGGCAGGGGCGGGCGGAGGUGCUGAACGACGAGGACUGCAGGGGGUUUCCGUGGCACCCGAAGCCUGUGCUGGAGCUCUCGGACUCCAACGCUGUGCAGCUCAACGAGGGCCCCUGCCUCGUCCUUUUUGUAGAUUCUGAGGAUGACGGGGAGUCCGAAGCAGCCAAACAGCUGAUUCAGCCAAUAGCCGAGAAGAUCAUCGCCAAGUACAAAGCCAAAGAAGAGGAGGCUCCGCUUCUGUUCUUCGUAGCGGGGGAGGAUGAUAUGACUGACUCCCUGCGAGAUUACACCAACCUGCCCGAGGCUGCCCCUUUGCUCACCAUUCUGGACAUGUCAGCCCGGGCCAAGUACGUGAUGGACGUGGAGGAGAUCACCCCUGCCAUUGUGGAGGCCUUUGUGAAUGACUUCCUAGCAGAAAAGCUCAAACCAGAGCCCAUCUAGUGGGGCUCCGGCCUCAUGAGACGUUAUUUAAAACUCAGUCUUCUCCUCCUCCUUCUUCCCUUCCUUCCCUCCGCCCAUGGACUUUUCCAGCGUGUCCUGAAUCACACAACCCAAGUGUCCAACCUCUCUGUGGUGCCUUGUUUUCUGCAUUAACUCCUCAGCUAGCACCCUAGGGUGCGCAUCCUCUCAGCAGCAGAAGAACCCACCAUGUUUGGAGACUCUGCUUGGGAUUGACAGGGCUGCCGUAACCUGGCCAGAGCUGGGGCUGCAUCACUCUCUUAGUCACCAGCUCUUGGUGAAGUAUCUUCCAGGGUGUUCUGCCGAGUGGGCGUGAAGGGACAGCGCAUUGGUGCUCUGGCUCUGCCUCUGGUGUCAGCAUGCACACGCAGAGCCGACUCAGCUCAGUGACACAGGUGGAGCAGGGAAAGGGCUGCAGCCUCAUUAGGCCUCAGCUUGGAGCUGCUGGUGGGAACAUCCUUUCCUAGGUGACUUAGUCUGUCUUGGUCUGAGGGCAAAACACUAGCUUGUCAGUCAGUUCUUAGGCAGGGACUACCUGGAUCUCAAAGGAAGGUUGUGGUCUUUUCUGGUGAGAAAAAGAGUAGCUAUGGUAAUGAUUCAUAUAGGAAUUGCUUACUUUGAGCUCCUACCAUGUGAUAAGAGCUUCUCAUUCCUUCCUUCUCUCUCUUUCUUCCUUGAUCUUGGCCUUCUCUAAGUUUCUGUCUUCUCAUACAAACAGCCCCUACUAGCUUGGAAUUUUGUUAAUAAAUUCUUCCCCUUGGACAUCGUCCCAAGAAGAUGCACUUGGCCCUGGUUCUUGAAGGAAUGCUGCCUCACCAGUGCAGACCUCAGCCCAGCUCUGGGCCUAGGGCCGCUGGAGCUCUGGUGAGGUGGCAGUGCCCACCUUUGGUUACCCCUGCCAUUCCCUUUUCUUUUUAAAGCAGAAUUAAAAAGAGACGAGAAAUUACCAGAAGCCUAGCUUUUUCCUAAGAAGCUGCAGAAAGAGCUGUGCCCCAGGGUAUGAGUAAGGGCAGAGGACAUGUUGAUAAAGAGUAGGCCUUGGAGCCACUUAGCUAGACCCAGGUAGCUCAGCUUCUUAUUUGGGCUGAACUGACUACAAAAAGGAAAAUUUCAGCACCUGUGUACUAAGGAUUUGGGAAAGAGGGCUUUGCCUGGGGACUUUCAGGAUUUUAGCCUAUCUCAGCCAGCCAGAUGUCAGAGUCUUUAAAACACUUCCAGGCCUUACCCCUGGCUCCACUUCACAGCACUCUGCCAACUAAGAUCAUUUAUUUGGAAAACCCAGCUCCCCCAAUUAGCUGUAACACCAUUGCUCCUUGCCAAAUUGAAUUGUUGAUUUGUAGUUCAGAGGUACAAAAUUAGUUGGCAAUUAGACUAUUACUCGAUGUCACCAGCCUGAAAUGCAAUCACCUAGUAAGAAAUAAAGCAGGCAUCUCUGGACGUUAUCAA